UCGAUGCACUAGAGACCGGAAGUGAGCGUGUCCCGCGUGGUUGCGGCGAGAGGAACCCCGAGGAGAGCGCGAGUGUUAUGGGGAGACCCAGCAAAACUAAGAAUCAAAAGAAGGAGCGAGCAGCUUCCCAGCAUCGAUCUCAGGAAGAAUAUGGCUCUGUGCCUCACUCCUUUGUGUUUCAUCGUGGUCGCAUUGGCAAGAAUAUACAGCAACUCAUCCAAGAUGUUCGGCGAGUUAUGGAGCCCUAUUCUGCUACCAGCCUCAAGGUGCGGAAGAAGAAUUCUCUGAAAGAUUUUGUGACAAUAGCUGGACCUCUGGGUGUGACUCAUUUCCUGGUCUUCACAAAAAACCCCACCAGCAUCAACCUUAGACUCCUGCGCCUCCCUGGUGGACCAACACUGACCUUCAGAGUCACUCAGUAUUCACUCAUCAAAGAUGUUGUGUCAUCUCUGAAACGGCAUCGGAUGCAUGAACAGCAGUUUAACCAUCCUCCUCUCCUAGUGCUGAACAACUUUGGCAUUGAGGGCAUGCACAUCAAGGUUAUGGCCACGAUGUUCCAGAACAUGUUUCCCUCCAUCAAUGUUCACAAAGUCAGUUUAAAUACCAUCAAACGCUGUGUCCUGGUCAAUUACAAUCCUGACACCCAGAUAAUGGAAUUCCGUCACUACAGCCUGAAAGUAGUGCCAGUGGGCAUGAGCAAAGGGUUGAAGAAGCUCCUGCAAGAGAAAUUUCCUAACAUGAGCCGCCUGGAUGACAUCAGUGAAUUGUUGGUGAGAGACAUCAAUCUCUCUGAGAGCGAAGCUGAGCAAGAUGGCAGCCACAAUAUCACAGAGCUGCCUCAGGCCUGCGCUGGUCGUGGGAACAUGAAGGCUCAGCAGAGUGCAGUCCGGCUCACCGAGAUUGGCCCUCGCAUGACAUUGCAGCUCAUCAAGGUGGAAGAAGGACUAGGUCAAGGCAAUGUACUCUACCAUAGCUUCAUUCACAAGACGGAAGAAGAGAUCCGAGAAGCCUUGGCCAGAAAAGAAGAAAAACUGAAGCUCAAGGCUCAACGGCGCCAGAAGCAAGAGGCAGAUGUGGCCAACAAAAAAGCACUAAAGCAAGCUCAUCGCAAGAAGAGUCUGGCGGGGAUGAAGAGGAAGACGGACCAAGCGGUAGGGGGAGACAGUGAUGCCGAGGACCCUGGAAUGCAGGAGCAGCAAAAUGUAGAUGAGCCCUCCGAUGAUGAUGUGGAAUACUACCGCCAGGAAGUUGGGGAGGAGCCGGAUGAAGACUUGUUCCCACAAAGCACAAAGAGGAGACGAAGGCUCAGCCAAUCCACCACGCCCAAGAAAAAGUGCAAAUACAUGCGUUCGGUGCAAGAUCAGAGUCAAGAGCGUACGGGGGGCAAAACCACAAUGAAGCACAAGAAGGCUUCACAGCCUGGUAGGCAACCGAGGCAGCCACAAAGAGGCACUUCUCAACACUGCCAGGGAAAGCUGAGCCAGCAGCAGCAGAGAAAUACAAGGCAGCACAGGAAGCCACAGAACCUACAGCGGAAGCAACAACCCCAGGCUGCAGGACAGCCCAGAGGCAAAAGACAGGCUGGCUUUAGGCCUCCGGGAUCACGAUGGCAAGGAAAAUCUAGACUGGGGCAGAAGCAGGCCUUCAAAGGAAAAAGCACCUUCCGAAAAGCAAGGCAUUCAAAAAAGCAGAAGUCAGCAUAAUGUCCUGAACCUCUUGCGUAGUCUUUGUGAUGUACUGGCUGUUUUAUAAAACAUAUAUUGACUUCCA
Molecule: messenger RNA, 1770 nt
Organism: Pseudonaja textilis
Lineage: Eukaryota; Metazoa; Chordata; Lepidosauria; Squamata; Elapidae
Gene: PPAN
Product: peter pan homolog
Biological process (GO): ribosomal large subunit assembly; rRNA processing
Cellular component (GO): preribosome, large subunit precursor
Molecular function (GO): rRNA binding
Source: RefSeq, a predicted model, not a curated record